UUCAUUAACAGAGUCAGGUAGAGGUGGAAACUAUACUCAGUAAACUCCAGGUACACAGAAGUUUCAGCCAGAUCCACCUGGGGAAGUCACUGCCGGCUGUUGAGAAAACAAGUGCUGGUUUUCUGCUCAAGAGCGAUCUGUACUGGAAGGCAGCAUGUCUAAUUUAACCUUCAGAAAAACGUCUCCCACAGGAAAUGAUAUGAAGAGUACUAUGCAGGGGACCACACAGAGACAACAGGCUUUUCUUGACUUGAAUAAAAGAAGGACUUUCUUACAGGAUAACAGCUGGAUAAAGAACUGUUCUGCAGAAGAAAGAGAUGAAAAUUAUGGUAGGGUGGUGCUCAGCCGACAUAACUCCCAUGAUGCGUUAGACAGGAAAACAAAUGAGAUACGUGAGCUGAAAGCCACAAUUAGUCGGUACAGAUCUGAUGACACUUUGGACAGGAUCUCAGACAGACAUGAUGCCGCUCAAACGUAUAAGGCCAAAACCUUGGAUAACCAACUAACCAAUAGAUACAUGCCUGCAUUUAGAUCACCAGAAGCAAGAAAAACGCAACCUGGAAGUUUUUUCAGCACAAGCGCCACCAGCACCCCAGCUUACACCUCUGCUACAAGCCCUGUAAAGAAAAAGAGACAGUCCUGGUUUCCACCACCCCCUCCAGGUUAUAAUGCCACUCCAAGCACAGGAGCAAACAGAAGGGAACCAGCUGUUCACCCUCCAAUACCUCCAAAGCCUAGUUCUCCUGUUUUAUCUCCUAAUCAGCUGAGAAGGGAUAACAGGCAGAUUUGUCCACCUAAAGCAGGUGUAUAUACAGAAACCAGAUGUGCUGAAAGAAGUAUAAGGAGUCAGGAUCUUGAGAAUAUCGUCAAAGUGGCUACUUCACUUCAGAAAACUGACAAAGGCGAAGAAUUGGAUAAUAUCAUCAAAAUGAACAAAAGCUUGAAUAGAAACCAAGGUCUUGAUGGUAUCUUCAGAGCAACUCCUAAGGCAGAGCGAACAGAGAAAAGAGCCAAAAGUCUUGAAAACCUCCUCUUUCUGAAUAUUCGGACAGACAAAGAUGGCAAAGGGUUACAAAGAAACCAAGGCCUUGGAAGUCUUAUUGAAGUUAAUCAAAGGACUGACAAAAAUGAGAAAGGAAGUGAAGACCUUAAUAAUGAUAUUAAAGUGAAUCCCAAAGGAAGGGAAAAUACUAUUGGAACACAAGACCUCAGUGGCCGUAUUAAAGUGAAUCCUGAAACAAAUAAAAACAUGAAGAGGGGCCAGAGUCUUGACAAUCUCAUCAAAGUGACCCCUGAAGUAAACAUAAGUAGCCCAGGUUUCAAAGACCUUGAUUACCUUAUCAAAGUGAAUCCAAGAACCGGAAAAAAUGUACAAGGGGGCCAAAGUCUUGACAGCCUCAUCAAAGUGGCUCCUGAAACAAACAGAGCUAAUCAAAGGAACCAAGACCUGAACAAUCUUAUCAAAGUGACCCCCUCAGUAAACAAAAGCAGUGAACAAGGUCUUGAUGAACUUAUUAAUGUAAGCUCCAAAGCUGUCAAAAAUAUGGCUGGAAAUCAAGAUCUUGAUAAGCUCAUUAAAGUGAAUCCUAAAACUCUCACCAACCACCGAAGAAGCCAGGAUCUCGAUAACCUCAUCAAAGUGAAGCCUGCAGCAAUCAGAAGCAAUCAGAGCCCAGACUUGGACAAUCUUAUUAAAGUGAAACCUGCAGCUCUCAGAAACAUGGAGAGAGGCCGGGACUGGGAAAAUUUAAUUGAAGUAAAUUCUAAUGUGCCUAAAAAUAAGAAUGGAAGGCUAGAUGGCCAGGUCAAUGGAUCUACCGACGCUUUAAACAACCAGUCCACUAGAACCACUGCAUAUUCUUAUGCAGCCAGGAAGAAUUUCAGCUCCGAUGCUGAAAGCAGACCUGCAGGACCAAAGGACACUGUUGUGUUCACAAGAACGUACGUGGAGAACAGUAAAUCACCAAAAGAUGCAUAUCAGGAGGAUAUCUCUCGAAAAUACAUACAAACUGUUUAUUCGACUUCAGAUAGGUCUGUCAUUGAAAGAGAUAUGUGUACUUACUGCCGAAAACCUUUGGGCACAAAAACUAAAAUGAUUUUAAAUGAGUUACAAAUUUGCUGCCAUUCCACUUGUUUCAAGUGUGAAAUAUGCAAACAGCCUUUGGAAAACCUACAAGCAGGAGACAGCAUUUGGAUUUAUAGACAGACAAUACACUGUGAACCUUGCUACUCUAACGUUGUGGCAAAGUGGAUUCAAUAAUGCUGGCCCAUGGAAAUCAAGAUGAAAGCAUUCAUUAAGGAAUUAAAAUUUUUAUUUUAAGAAUGUGUAAUCUAGAAAAGCUUUUACACUGAAGAUUGACUUCUGUAUACAAUGAACAUUUCUGCUGUUGCAUAAAUAAUCUAAUUGCCUUCAAUAAGGUCAUAUACAUAAAGGGAACCAUCUGUUAUCUGGCGGGAUUCAGCCAUCAAAAAUUCAAGUGGUUUCAGUUACCAAGGUCAAAGGAACACUGCUCCUGAUGGCAGUGAGCACUGUCGACCCACCAGGCCCACCUGUGCUCCAUGCUCCUUAUUUAGGCUCCAUCAUGGUUUCCAUGGUUUCCAUUCUCACCUGUGUUUCCCUAAGAAUUUGGAUUUACAGACAUUGUUGAUGUCCUGACAAACUCUCAAGAGAGCAAGACUUAUUUCCUUUAUGUGCAAAAGAAAUAUGGAUAGAAAUUUUCCUAUAAAGUUUGGCGGAAAGUUAUUAACAUAUAAAGUUGUAUGGAUCUCAGAAAAUCACUUGAACUUUCUGUAUCCCUGUACCUUUACCUGUAACACGAGGGGCAUUGCACAAAAUUGUUCUUAAGUUCCCCUUCUGCUCCCAAAUUAUCUAAUUCUAAAGCAAGUUUUUGUUUGCUCUUUGGAAAUACAUCUGAAUGUGUUUGUUAAUCAUAUUGAACUAAAGAGGACAGCUAAACAAUUUAACCUUAAUGUCAUCCUUCAUUUUAUUACAGAUUUAAUUUUUCUAGAAUGUGUUUUAAAAACAGAAGGACACUGAUUUAUGGGUAGUGGGUAAAAUCAUAUGGCAUAUAUUUUACAUAUUAUAUGUUAAAUUUUUUUGCAUGCAUUUCAAAAUCUGGGUAUAUAAGUAACCUAUGAGAAAAUAAUGGCUAUGGACUACAAAGACAUGUUCUUUAGCAUGUUAUAUCGAUUCAUAUUACAUAGCACUUUAUAUUUACAGAUGGCUUAUAAAAAUAAAUCGAACUAUCAGUGACAAUCUUUUUGUGGAGUUUCUGUAAACACCAUUCACUGACAUUGAUUUUGUCAGUCGUAGGGAUCAUAGUUUAUUAUAUUCUAUAUCUCACUGGUUAACUUAAUUAUUUAGCUGCUCAACUUAUAGCUUUUAUUUUGAAAGAGCUUCUCCUUAGGGAAUUGAAAAUUCGAUAAUCAUAUGUGAGGAACUAGUAUUAUUAUUAAGAUUGAGAAAGUGAACUUACAAACUAUUUUAUGUGGACAUAACAACUGCUCCUCAAUGGAUUGCAUAUGGAACAUUGAGGGAGAAGGUGGGAUUUGGGGGAAGUUUAAGGUGGUUGUGAAAAACUGACAUAAACAAGGGAGAUUAAAGAAGAUAAUCAUGUAUUUUCCAAAUGUUGAUAAAUUUAAAGAACUAUUCUUCUGUACAAUGAUUCCAAGCAUUUGUUCUUCUUAGAGACUGGUUCACAAAGUGUUAAACACGAAAUGCUUAUCAAAAUACAGCAAUGUAUAAUUGUCCUACGGAAAGGGAGCCAGCAAAAACAAUUAAUAAUAAUUUGAUAUUCAUUAAUUCACGCUAGAUGAGCAGAAGUGGUAAU
Messenger RNA from Rhinolophus ferrumequinum (greater horseshoe bat), 3830 nucleotides. It is a transcript of the gene SCEL, whose product is annotated as sciellin. Lineage: Eukaryota; Metazoa; Chordata; Mammalia; Chiroptera; Rhinolophidae. The transcript has 33 exons. Bases 155 to 2260 code for a protein of 701 amino acids. Gene Ontology annotation, cellular component: cytoplasm. Gene Ontology annotation, biological process: epidermis development. The record is from RefSeq and is a predicted model, not a curated record.